Molecule: messenger RNA, 612 nt
Organism: Schistocerca piceifrons (Central American locust)
Lineage: Eukaryota; Metazoa; Arthropoda; Insecta; Orthoptera; Acrididae
Product: juvenile hormone acid O-methyltransferase-like
Exons: 4
Coding region: 1-612 (203 amino acids)
Source: RefSeq, a predicted model, not a curated record
AUGUUUCAACGAGCAAACAAAGAACUGAAAGACAUCGCUUACUUCUUUGAAGAUGCAAGGAUCAGCCAGCACUUCGCUCACCAAGAUGCCACCGGCGGCUUGGUGCUGGCGCCGCGAUUCCCCGAGACGGUACAAGUAGUCGGUGCGGAUCCAGACCUCGCCAUGGUGCACUACGCCCUGCUUCACUGCCUCAAUCCCGGCAUGUUCUACACACAGGCGGACAUCGCAGGGCCGCAAGUGAGAGAAACGACACUGUGGAGGCUGCAACCGUUCUGGCAGAUAUUCUCCUUCAACUACGUGAAGUCGCUGUCCACAGACAGCGUUCCUUUAAGAGCAGUUCACGAGCUGCUGGCAACUGGUGGAGAAGCUGUGUUGAUGAUCAUCCCGUCUUCUCCUCUAUAUAGUACUUACAAAUGGUUGGCAGGACUUGGAAGAUACUGCCACUACAUGGAGGAUGUGAAUAACUACCUGCCUUCUUACCACGCGCCGGCAACAAAUUGGCUGACUGACGUUGCACAAAUGAACUUCAAGGGAUUUGAAUUGUUGACAUGGGUGCCAGAGAACCACGCAUUCUCUGUUUUCAACUCUCUAGAGGAACUGAAAGGUAUGUGA